AUGUAUAGGUUUGAGGGGUACUUAGCUGGAGAAUGCAUAGCCUUUUGUUUAGAGUUCCUAAAGAAUUCUGUACCCGUUGAAGAAGUACUUAACCGUAAUGAAGAUAUUCAGUCUGAUGGAAUGGUUCUUGAAGGUCGACCACUGCAAAAGGGAACAGAGCUUAUUCUUUCAGAGAAAGAUAGAGACAUAGCACAUCGAUAUGUUUUGAUGAAUAUGGCUAUUAUGGAUCCCUAUGUUGAGAAGCACUUACAAGAACUGCAAGAUAAUGAUGUUCGAUUAGCAACAAAUGAAACUUUGUUAUGGAAGCAUCACACCCAACAAUUUGCUGAAUGGGUGAAGAAUAAGAUACCUUCUAACUCAAAGGAGCAUUCUACGAAGCUGAGGUGGUUGGCCUUUGGACCAAGGUUUACUGCUCAUACCAAUAAAGGUUUUGUCAUUAACGGGAACCGAUUUCACAUACAAUCCGUUAAGCGAAAGACUCAGAAUAGUGGAGUCACUUACGAAGCUUUCAGCAUGUGUAGAUCUUCUGCAAGAGAUACAAGACAUACAGCCGAUAUGGUCACAUAUUAUGGAGUGAUAACAGAGAUCAUUCUUCUCGAUUACCACAUGUUCAGCGUUCCUUUAUUCAAGUGUGUAAUUGGGCGAACAGAGGCUAGGUUAAGGAAGAAGAUGGUAUUUUACUCUAGAGAAGAUGAAGAAUCGCCUUGGUAUGUUGUUAUGAGAGCACCACCGAGAGGAUAUCAUGAACUCGAGACAGAGGAAGACGUUGUCGGAGCACCAUUACUCGCACAGGAAUUUGAUGAUACAGAGCAAUUGUCUGAUGAUGAAAGUUUUGUGUAG
Brassica napus (rape) is the source of this 840-nucleotide messenger RNA. RefSeq lists its product as uncharacterized. The transcript has 4 exons. The record is from RefSeq and is a predicted model, not a curated record. Bases 1 to 840 code for a protein of 279 amino acids. NCBI's taxonomy places the organism in Eukaryota, Viridiplantae, Streptophyta, Magnoliopsida, Brassicales, Brassicaceae.